Molecule: messenger RNA, 2061 nt
Organism: Prorocentrum cordatum
Lineage: Eukaryota; Dinophyceae; Prorocentrales; Prorocentraceae
Source: the annotation of a GenBank genome assembly
GAUAUCUGUCAUUGUAUACCAUGCCGAGGUGGGAGGAGGGAUACUUGAUAUCGAGCAGGGAGUGAGGUCUCCGCGAACGGGCGCUGUUGUACCGACAAGGGUGUAUACCAUAAUCCAUGUUGGCUCAAGCCCUUUUGGCUCAAGUUUUGGCUCGGGAGCGACUCUUCAAGGCGGGCGUCGCGUCUCGCACGGUCCAGAAGCAGGAGGCCGCGCCGCGUCAACGAUGGCGAGCCGACGCGCCCUUCUUGUCAUCGCGCUGCUAGUCGUAGGGCAGCCCACCCUGGUGGUCGCCUGGGGGGGGGGCAUGACAACGACAGCAACUCAGAGCCCCGAAUCAUCAGGGGUAACUCGGGUCAGGGCUAACUCGGGUUCGUUUUUCGGGAAUCCGAAUCCGACUUACCCCGGACCCGAGUUACCCCGGAUAAUUCGGGCGUCCAGAGCCCCGAAUCAUCAGGGGGGUAAUUCGGGUCAGGGCUAACUCGGGUUCCUGUUUCGGGAAUCCGAACCCGAGUUACCCUGGACCCGUGUUACCCCGGAUACGGGCGUCCAGAGCCCCGAAUCAUCGGGGGUAUUUCGGGUCAGGGCUAACUCGGGUUCCUUUUUCGGGAAUCCGAACCCGAGUUACCCUGGACCCGAGUUACCCCGGAUAACUCGGGCGCCAAAGCAAGGGCGUCCCCAUCGGCGACGUGGACGAGGACAAGGGUGGAGAGCACGCCGCGGUCAUCGGAGAAGAGAUUGCGAAGCCCAUCCGUUGGGUGCAAGACCAUGGUGUCGACUGGCUGCUGGAGAAGAUAGUGCCCAUGGUUGCGGAGGAGUACAGGUAUGUGACGAUGUGCUUCAUUCGCGUCGUCUGGCUGCUGUUUGAUCUUCUUGUACUGUCUGCAGCCGUCCAAAAAGCCUACCAAGUGGGCGGCUGGAUGCUCACGAAGCCCCUGAUCGCAAUCUGGCUUAUCAUUGUACACAUGAUCCCAUUGUUCAUGAUCGGUAGCGCCGCCUUCCUCACGCCCUGGCCGUGCUGCUCCCGAUGGCAGCAAAUCUGGCAGAUCCUGCUCGGUCUGGGCACAAUUCUGUACGUGGUGACGUUGUUAAUCGCCUCGUGGAACAAGGAACUGAGAAGUUGGUUGACGGACGAUGGCAUGGGAGUGAUUUUUGUGGUGGCGCUGUCAUCGGUUCCCGUGCAAGCCAUAUUUCUUUAUGAUGAGCGCAUAUUUCUUUUUGGUGGGCUCAGCCCUGCCAGCCCUUUUUUUCCGUGAGUGUUUCGCAAACGUACUAUACAUUGUAUCGAUCGCCGAAAUAGCCUGCCUGGCAGCCGCCGCUUCUCAGUGGCUUCCCUUUUUGGUCACCUGGCGUGCAUUGCCACCCGUGCGUUGCAGCGACGGCUGCGUACGUGGUUAAAUUCAUUGGCGGUGUCGUGGCUGUCAUAUCUGCUUAUUUCUGGUCUGAGGAUUACUUUCGAUCGGAGCAUUGCAGAAUGCGCGAUUUGGCAUCAGAAUAAAGAAUUUCAGGCUGCCACGUGCGCUGUCAAAUCAUACUUUGCGCGCGCAUUUGUUUAUCGCAUUUUUCAGUAGUGCCUUUCAACAGCUGGACACAAUCCACACGCGCGAGCACACACCGAAUUAAUGACAACACACACUUGUGUACUGACAAUGCCCCGCGACAGCGCGUGGAUAGAUUUCAGGGUGCUUGGGGCAGGUUCCGUCAUCCUAAUCGCGAGGAGUGGGGAAGAUGAACAGCAGACGAGGCGGUUGUGGAGGAGCAGGAGGAUCGCUGUCUUCGGCUUCUUUUGAAAUUCUUUAGACCGCGGGGGAGGCCCUCCCGUGAAGGCCGCUCAUCGGAGCGAGCAGCUCAUGCCAUGCCCGCCGCCAUGCGCAUGCAGCGUCUAGACUCUUGACGAGGUGGACACACAGUUCGUUUCCGCGUCUUCUGUUCAAAAAAAUGGGUAUAGACCAUAAUCCAGCAGCGUGUCCUUGGCGACGCAAGGACAGAGCUAACCCGACGUGAUCGGAGAUAUUUUUCGCGGCUGGGGCGCCAUUCUGCUAGCUCGACCGCCAAACGAAAUCG